Manihot esculenta (cassava) is the source of this 1977-nucleotide messenger RNA. RefSeq names its product sulfite exporter TauE/SafE family protein 4. The transcript is spliced from 11 exons. NCBI's taxonomy places the organism in Eukaryota, Viridiplantae, Streptophyta, Magnoliopsida, Malpighiales, Euphorbiaceae. The coding region runs from base 182 to 1648 and encodes 488 amino acids. Gene Ontology annotation, cellular component: Cul4A-RING E3 ubiquitin ligase complex; membrane. Gene Ontology annotation, biological process: protein ubiquitination. The record is from RefSeq and is a predicted model, not a curated record.
GGCAAUGCUCUUCUUCACCUUACAGUAACGUAGUUUGGUGUCUGGAGGAGGAGAAAAACAAAGGGAUAGAGAUUAGAGAGCGCUUUGUACAUAAUCUUCUUCUUGCUUCUUGCUUCUUGCUUCUUGUUUGUUUUUUCUUGUUGUUGUAUAGAACAGUGGUUACUCGUAUAAGCCGCCGCCUAUGGCCACAAGAGGGUUGGUAUUGUAUUUGCUGUCGGGUUUUUCUGUGGCUGUUCUCUCUACAAUCAUCUUCGUCGAUAAAAAUGCCGGAGACCCCUCAAACAACAUCUUACUCAGUUCUCCUCACAUGUCCACAACCGAAAAAGUUUGGCCAAAAUUGGAGCUUAGUUGGAGACUAGCGUUGGCUACGGUGAUAGGAUUUCUGGGAUCGGCAUGUGGAACUGUAGGCGGCGUUGGUGGCGGAGGCAUUUUCGUGCCUAUGCUUACUUUGAUUGUUGGAUUUGAUACCAAGUCUGCUGCUGCCAUCUCCAAAUGUAUGAUCAUGGGGGCAUCAGCUUCAUCAGUUUGGUACAAUUUAAGAGUGCCUCAUCCAACAAAGGAAGUGCCCAUUAUAGACUAUGAUUUAGCUCUUCUCUUUCAGCCCAUGCUUAUGCUUGGCAUCACCAUUGGUGUUGCCUUGAGUGUUGUCUUCCCUUAUUGGCUAAUCACUGUCCUUAUCAUCAUACUCUUUUUAGGCACCUCUACCAGGUCUGUCUUUAAGGGAAUUGAAAUGUGGAAGGAAGAGACAAUUUUGAAGAAAGAAAUGGCUAAGCAACAAGAAACUGUGGUUAACUCGAGGGGAGAACGUAAGAUUCUCAGACAAAUAAUUCAUUUAAUAUUUGUAAAUAAUUUCUUUUAUGUAUUGGGAUUUGUUGUGAUAUUUCUGGGAUAUGCAGUUCUAGUUGAUACAGAAUAUGAGCCAUUGGUUCCUAAAGAAGAGAAAUCAGAAUUUCAAACCAUGUGCUUCAAUCUUAAGUGGAAAAGGCUUUUGGUGCUGGUGCUUGUUUGGGCUUCUUUCCUCCUCCUCCAGGUUUUCAAGAAUGAUGUGGCAGUUUGUAGUACAUGGUAUUGGGUGCUCUUUUGUUUACAGUUUCCCAUAGCACUUGCAGUGUUUGGACAUGAAUCAGUAAAAUUGUACAAAGAACACAAGGAGAGGGUUAGCACAGGCAAUACAAUGUCAAUUUGUGAGGCUUCAAUUGCAUGGACCCCAAUGCAUAUUGCUUUCUGUGCACUGUGUGGAAUCAUAGGAGGCACUGUUGGUGGUCUGCUUGGAUCUGGUGGUGGAUUCAUCCUGGGCCCACUACUUCUUGAGAUUGGUGUCAUUCCACAGGUUGCCAGUGCAACAGCAACAUUUGUGAUGUUGUUCUCAUCAUCCUUAUCAGUUGUGGAGUUCUAUUUGCUUAAGAGAUUCCCUAUACCCUAUGCUUUAUACCUCAUGGCAGUGUCUGUUCUGGCUGGCUUCUGGGGACAGUUCUUUAUAAGGAAGCUUAUUACAAUACUGAGAAGAGCUUCACUCAUCGUUUUCAUCCUCUCUGGUGUCAUUUUUGCCAGUGCUCUCACCAUGGGAGUCAUUGGAAUUGAGAGUAGUAUAGAAAUGAUAAAGAAUCAUGAGUUCAUGGGAUUCUUAGGUUUCUGCAGCAGUCAAUGAUCGUUGGCAAAUGUUGCCUCCUCUUUCAUCAAGGAAAUUUGAUGAAGCUAGAAUAGAAAGCAAUUGGAUAAUAUGGUUGGCCAGCACCUAGUUGUCCAACCCACUUCAAAAUUGUGAUUGGAAUAAUGGAGGAUGUGAGAUUUGCAGAGUGUUUGUGUAAUGUAUUUUUGAGUGUUAGCUGCUGGCUGACACCAUCAAUUCUAGAUUUCAUUUGUGCUUGUGCCUGUUAGUCUGUGUUAGCUCCUGGCUGACACCAUUUCAAUAAAAAAGAAUGUUUCAUGUACAACUCGAUUAAUAUUUAUUUAAUAAAUAAUAGUCUUUAUUGAUUC